Messenger RNA from Leucoraja erinaceus (little skate), 3662 nucleotides. Its product is annotated as dynein axonemal heavy chain 12-like. Gene Ontology annotation, molecular function: protein binding. Bases 1257 to 2999 code for a protein of 580 amino acids. NCBI's taxonomy places the organism in Eukaryota, Metazoa, Chordata, Chondrichthyes, Rajiformes, Rajidae. Gene Ontology annotation, biological process: intracellular signal transduction. The record is from RefSeq and is a predicted model, not a curated record. The transcript is spliced from 9 exons. Gene Ontology annotation, cellular component: cytoplasm.
GAAACGUUGCCUAUUUCCUUUGCUCCAUAGAUGCUGCCUCACCCGCUGAGUGUCUCCAGCAUUUGUGUCUACCUUCACCUCAUCAAUGUCGUUGUUUACUGCAGUUACUGAAUAUAAAUAGCACAAAUAAUCUGUCUCUCUGAUGGCUCCUGGCCAUUGGAAGUGCAAAAGUCCAGGACAAGGGGUCACAGCUUAAGGAUAAGGGGGAAAUCCUUUAAAACUGAGAUGAGAAGAACUUUUUUCACACAGAGAGUGGUGAAUCUCUGGAACUCUCUGCCACAGAGGGUAGGCGAGGCCAGUUCAUUGGCUAUAUUUAAGAGGGAGUUAGAUGUUGUCCUUGUGGCUAAGGGGAUCAGGGGGUAUGGAGAGAAGGCAGGUACGGGAUACUGAGUUGGAUGAUCAGCCAUGAUCAUAUUGAAUGGUGGUGCAGGCUCGAAGGGCCGAAUGGCCUCUACUCCUGCACCUAAUUUCUAUGUUUCUAUGUAAAAGAGUUUUUCAGUUUACGAUACGAUAAGAUAACAGGGAAGAAGGAUCUCCUGUGGAGUUCUGUGCUGCAUCUUGGUGGAACCAGUCUGUUGCUGAAGGUGCUCCUCAGGUUGACCAGUGUGUGUCACGGAGGGGGUGAGCUGUAUUGGCCGGGAUGCUCCGCAGUUUGAGGAGCAUCCUCCCCUCCAAGACCAACCUCCCGUGAAUUCAACAGGUCAGAGCCAGCCUUCCUGAUGAGUUUGUUGAUCCUGUUGCCGUCUGCACCCUAGGCCCUGCUGCCCCGGCACACAUCAGCGGACAAGAUGGCCCUGUCCACCACCGUUUAGUUUAGAGAUACAGCGCGGAAACAGGCCCUUUGUCCCACCGAGUCCGCGCCGACCAGCGAUCCCCUAACCAACACAAUCCUACACACACACACUGGGGACAAUUUACAAUUCUUACCAACGCCAAUUAACCUACAAUUAACCUGCGUGUCUUUGGAGUGUGGGAAGAAACUGGAGAUCCCGGAGAAAACCCACGCAGGUCACGGGGAGAACGUGCAAACUCCGUACAGACAGCACCCGUGGUCAGGAUGGAACCCGGGUCUCUGGCGCUGUGAGGCAGCAACUCUACCGCUGCACCAGCCAACAGGUAUGUACACAUUGUUCUCAGUUAAAUGAAUGAAAAUAAUAUAUUGAGAGUGAUGUUCUUUACUUGCAUGAGUUGACAGGAGUGCUGGACCAUUGGUCACUUGGACUAAAGGGACACCUAGGUCCCACACGUAGUUGGCCAUGGAUGUGCCCGCGACAGAUGAAGAGUGGGAUGAUGAUGCCAUCUUGCAGCACGCUAUAGAAGAAAGUCUCUCCCGCAUCUGUACCGGAGAUUCUUGCCCAGCCGCUGAAGUGGAGGAGAUCAGGUCUUUACAAAGCACGGUGAACAGGGAGAUUGUUGAAGCAAUAAAGACAGGUCUGGAGGCAGAGGUUGUCCGGCUGUCCGUGCACCAGUCUGCCUUUGAUGAAGCCGAUGAGAGGGGCUGGAUCCCUCUACACGAAGCUGCAGUGAAGUUAAACCAAGCUGUCCUCGCCACCACGCUGCAAGCCUCUGGGCCGGGCGCUGGUGAGCGCCGGUCCCUGCGUGGUGAAACUCCGCUACACCUGGCUGCGGAGCUCAGCCUGGCUGGCAACGUGCAGCUCUUGCUCGAAAACGGCAGCGACCCAAACUCUAAGAACGAAGAAGGCGAUUCUGUGUUGAUAACCGCGACCAGGACUGAAUGUGUGGAGGUUGUCACUCUGCUGCUGGGGUUUGGGGCGGCCGUCAACAUGAGAUGCGUUAACGAGCGCACGGCGCUGCACGAAGCCGCCAAGGUGGGCCGCGUGGACAUCGUGGAGUCACUGCUGCGCUCGGGGGCUUCAGUCGAUCCACACAGUGCUUUUGGACUCACCCCGCUGGCCCUGGCCGCACAGAAUGGCCGGACUGAGGUGGUCAAGCUCUUGCUGCAGAAAGGGGCUGACGUUCUGUCACAAGCGUGUGACGGUGUGUCGGUGUUGUUCGAGGCAGCCGCGGUGGAGAAUGGCGAGUGCCUGGCCCUACUGCUGGAGUACGGGGCUGAUGCCAAUGUCCCCAAAUACACCGGGCAUCUGCCCAUUCACCGCGCCACCUACCGAGGAUAUUACCAGCUGGUGAAGCAGCUGAUCGAGGUGACAGACAACUCUGCCAUCCAGGAGAGUGGCAUCAGCCCGGUGCACUCUGCCACGGCAGGUGGACACCAGCAGUGCCUGCAGCUGCUGCUCCAAUCCGGCUUCGACGUCAACUUCAUGCUGAGCCCGCAGCUACAGCGCGGCUACUGCGACCGGCGCAAGUCCGCCCUCUACUUCGCCGUGUCCAACAACGACGUCCACUCGGCCCGUCUCCUGCUGGAGGCCGGGGCACGGCCCAACCAGGACCCCAUCAACUGCCUGCAGCCGGCCCUGCGGCUGGCCAACCACCAGCUGAUCCACCUGCUGCUGCGGCACGGUGCCAAUGUCAACUACUACUGCAGGGUCAACACUACCCACUUCCCCUCCGCCCUGCAGUACGCCCUCACCGACCAGCGCACGCUACGCUUGUUGUUCAGCUACGGCUACGAUAUCCAACGCUGCUUCCACUGCCCCCAUGAAAACAAGAUCCACCCACUCUUCACCCACGAAGGCUGGAGUCCCACGGUCAUCAGAGACAACAUGUUCUGUGAAGUCAUUACUCUGACCUGGUUGAAGCAUCUAUCGGGGAAUGUGGUGCGUGUGAUGCUGGAUUACGUGGCCACCGUUACUCUCUGCUCUAAGCUGAAGGCGGUUCUGGAGCAACAAAGCGAAUGGGCGGAGAUCAGGCACAUCAUGGGAAACCCCCGGUGUCUGCAGCACCUGUGCAGGCUGACGGUUCGCAGAUGCAUGGGGAGGAUGAGACUGCGAUGCCCGGUGUUCCUGACAUUCCUGCCCUUGCCCCAGCGCCUGAAGGAAUACAUUCUCUUCAAAGAAUACGACCCUUACAACGGGCCCUAAACCCAACGCCUUCCCGGGUAAAGCCUUCUUAUACAUUUUAAAGAUAACUGCAAUGGUAAUGGUGUUGGCAGUAAUAGUUUAAUUUAUAGGACAUUGCUCCAGAAAUCAAUAUUUAAAACAUGCUGAAAUCAGUAUUUUGUAUUGAAACAGCAAAUGCAAUAAAAUAGGAAUGAUGUAUUUCAGUGUAAUAAUUGCUGUAAAGAUUCACGAUCAAAACAAAUCAAAUGAUUUACUGUCCUUUUUGCUGCUUUGCUUACAAUACAAAGAAAUAGAAAAUGUUAGAUGAUAGGGAGAGGAGCUGAUAAUUUGUGAAUGUUAAUUUGCCCAGCUUGUUACAUGUUGUAUGAUCAGGAGCAUUAUUUAACCAAACUGAAAUAUAUAUUAAGGCAUAGUGGUCUGUAAAUACCAGUUCAGUAUUAAAUAUAAAUAAGUUGCACUAUGCAAUAUAUUGUUUUGUUUAUAGCUUUUUAAAAAUUCAUAUUUAUCAGCAUAUUUUCAGUAGAAUCAAAAGUAAUUGUUACAGGAAAAUUUAAAGAAAAAUCCGUUUUGUAACAAAAAGGUUUUAACAAAACGAUUGAAGAACGUUUUGGUAAUAAAACAUUGUAAAUGACACAGCGACACCCAUAACUCUUUGUCUUUGUAACUAAGAUUGUUUUGACCCUU